AUGAGGUCAUUUACCGGGACUGAAAACUACGCGUUUCCAACACACACGGAUAUUGUUCAACGGAUCUGUCAAUUUAGACAAGGUCUUUCAGUUCUUUCCGGGACAAUCAAGAACAGAGAAUUUGAGCCUAUUAUUCUCUCCACUAAUACAUGUGAUACAAAUCGUGGCAGCAGAUUGGAUUUGCUAAUCCUUAUCAAAUCGGCUAUCAUUUAUCGAUCACGACGCGCGACCAUACGGAAUUUGUGGGCAAACAAUCAUUGUUGGGGUCAGCUCAAUGUUCGUCAUGUAUUUGUACUGGGGACCAUGAAAAACACUUCCAGUCUGUGGUCCAAAUUGAUUCAACAGGAGUAUCGACUAUUCGGAGAUUUGAUCCAGGGCAAUUUUAUCGAUCACUAUUAUAACAACACACAUAAAAUGAUUUUUGCCAUACGUUGGGCUGUCGCAUUCUGUCCGGAAACGCGAUGGAUUUUAUUUGUUGAUGAUGAUUAUUUCGUAGAUACCAGACUGGUUUCAAAUUUUCUCACACAAUUAGAUCCUCGUCUGACAUCGCGUCUAUUGAUCGGUAAUGUGUAUGCUGCUUCGCCAGUGUAUCGUCGUGGAAUCGAUCGAUCCAAAUGGACCGUGAGUUAUUCGUUGUAUCCGUAUCACACAUAUCCGAAAUUUGUUCCGGCCGGGUUUUUUCUAUUGGGCACGGAUUUGGCUUUGGACAUCUAUGUGGGAUCACGUUACACACGAUUUUUCCCGUUCGAUGAUGUGUUCCUCGGCUUGAUCAUGAACAAACUGCUCUUACGUCCGACUCAUAAGAGCGAAUGGCGGAUGCAAACGAGUGCACAAUUUCGUACAAACCAGUCGUUCGCAUGUCACGGUGUGAUCACUUCGACACAACAACAAAUCUACUGGAAAGCAGCCCAUUUGCACAGUAUGUGUUUGCACACAGUGGAUCAACUGUCUGUGCUUUAA
Molecule: messenger RNA, 960 nt
Organism: Echinostoma caproni
Lineage: Eukaryota; Metazoa; Platyhelminthes; Trematoda; Plagiorchiida; Echinostomatidae
Source: the annotation of a GenBank genome assembly